AUGGAAUUAGAAGAACAAGAGGAUUUGAAUCAUCCCUUAAUUCCCUAUCAUCAACAUGAAAGUGAAGGAAAUUGCGAGUUGUUUGAUGAUAGAACACAAGAGAACCCAAGCACUCCAAUCAAUAGCCAAAUUAUCUUGCCAUCCCACUGUCCAUUCCUUGACAAGUACAACCAAACUACGGUUGAAUUGGGAAUUAAUUUUGAUCCAGUAAGCUUGAGCAAUGAGAAUGAAAUUGGACCAGAUGUGAACAUUGACGAUUUGUUAAAGUACGGCAAUAAGUCAUCUGCCUCCAUCAGAAACUUGCCAAUAUUCAAAGGAGAGAAAACUUUCUUCGUUUUCUACGUUCAAAACUUUGAAGAUUGGCAAUUCAGGGAAAUAUUCAGAUAUUGCAAUGGUGACGGAUCAAAGAGUAAGAUGACAAUCAAGAGAUUUUUCAUUGAUUUCACAGAUGCUAUGAAUGUACUCAUCAAACAAAGUAGAAUUGUCAUGGUACAUGGAUCAAUUCAUAGACCACUGUAUCACUCAGUUCUAUUUGAAGCUAAAUCCAGCUCCUUUCAAGUCGAAGAUACCUUUCAACAAAUACACAACAAAAAAAUGAAACGAAAAGAGUUGGUUUCACGUUCCUCCAUUCAACAAAACACAAAGAAGAAAAAAGUAGAUGAUGCCUUAUUAAAUUUUGAUUUCUUGAUUGAAGAAUCAACAAAAUUGCGAUUCCUCACUCUUUGUAAUUCAACUGGAAAAAUAACUUCAUCAUCUAAUGCUGGACUGUUAACUAGUAAAGUAAAUUCAGAAAUGCUUAAGGCUUUUGGAAUUAAUCUUGAUAAAUUUAAAACCAAAAUUGUUUGUGAUGAGAACAUCAUUGAGUCAGUUGUUUCAAAAAGCGUUUUUAGAAAUCAGAAACUAAUAGAACACUUUUUUGUUAAAGAUCUAUCAAGGGUAAAAGUUGAAGAAAGAAUAUCAUGUUCUCCAAUUAAUCAUCUCCUAUUCCUUAAUGAUUAUUUUUCUCAAGUUGUAACCUCCACAAACGAACGAUUAAUAUUUCAAAAGGGUGAUGUUUUGCAUUCAAAAGAUAAGCAAGUUUCAAAAAGUGAACUUGUGUUGGAGGAUGAAGAAAAGAGUUUCAAUUUAGUCUUGUACUACAUUUCACAAAUUUUAGGGAACAAGUUAAAACCAGAUCUCUUUUUAGAACAAGACCUUACUAAUUUAUUUUCCACUAAAGAUUUGAAACAGUUUGGAUUUGGUUUCAUUGAGCUGUUUAGAACUGAAGCUAAAGAAUCAGCUGAUGAUUUUUCAAAAGAUUUAGAAUGCUUUCAAAUGAUGCAAAUCUUGUUUGAAAAAACAGGAUUUAUCUAUCCAAUCCGAGCACCAAGUUUAGCCAAUGCAGGAAAUUUAUAUAGAUUAUCCCUUACCUGUGUCCUUCCUUCAUCAUUACUUUACUAUUUGAAGUAUAAGGAGAAUCUGGAAUGCAUGGAGUUGAACAGUAUCAAAAUUUCAGAUCUCUGUUCUUCAAAGAAUGAUAGAAAGACAAUUUUACAGAAGAAGUUGAAAAAUACCGAAGAAAAACAAUUGAUAGACAAGUUGCAAGAUGAAGAAAACAAAGAAUUGAAAGGAAUUGAAGAAAGAACAAAAGAUGAGAAUGAUUUAGAGACUGUUACAAACAAGAUAAGUUACCUUGAAACAUUCUUUCCACAAUUCUUAAGAGAUGAAUCUGUUUCAAUAGAAAAUUCAGCUUUUUGUGUGGGAGAACAAGGCGAGUUUGUUCAUGAAAACAAUUUAAUGUACUUUCCAGUGGAAUCCUCAAGUGGUAUGAAGACACUAAUAUAUUAUUGUUUGGUUACUUGCAAAUAUAUUUUGAAAAUGGUUGAAAUGAUGAAAGAAGAAUUGCAACUUUCUUUCUCUUGUCCUAUAGAUGAGCUUCAAGAAGUUUCACUGCCAGAAAUGAAUUGGUUCAAUUAUAGAUUCAAACAACUGUCAAAAAAUGAAAGAUCUAGUGUUUACCUGGCUCAAAUCAAAACAGAUGAAGGGUGGAUUAAUCAUGAAUUUAUUAAGCAAUACAGAGAAAAUUAUGCCUACAUAAUGGAGCUAAAAUGGAACACUCUUGUCAAAAACAGGUCAAUUGACUUUUAUACCAAUACCCAUACUUUAGUCAUGUCUAUUGCUCAUUCAUGCAAUAUAAAAGACAAAACAGAUCUAUUAACCUGGUUACAAUCAACAGCAUUAGCUUUAGAACCAAUACACAAAGCCAAUCGUGUUCAUGGUGAUAUUAAGCCACAACAUAUUUUGAUGAAAGAUGACCGGAUUUGUUUAAUUGAUUUUGAGUUCUCUGUUAAUAAGGAAGACCCAAUUAAUGGAUGCACAAAAGGUUUCCAUCCUCCAGAAUAUGAUGAUUUCCCAAACACUCGUCCUCCGGCAUCAACUUCUGCUGAAAUUUAUUCAGUAGCAUUAUCAGGAUUGUAUUUGUUAUACUCUUCAUGGAGAGAAGACUAUGAGAAAGCUGAUAAUUCUGAUUCAACUAUUGAAGAGAAGAAAGAACAAGUUGAAAGUGAUCGAGUUGAUAUGGAAAGCAAAGAUGCUGAGAUUGAUAAGAAUGCCGAGAUGGACGAUUCUGAAAACACGGCAACAAGUCUAAAAAUUGAUAUUAAUGUAAAAAGAAACAACCUUGCAAAAUUGGUUGAUUAUUUAGAAGAUCAAGUCGUUAAAUCACUCCUUGAAAAAAUGUUGAAAACCAAUCCAAAAGAAAGAAUCAAAGAUGCAACUGAACUUAUCAAAGAACUCAACAAAAUUGAAUCCUCUGUCAAAUUGAAUUCAACAAAUAAUAUCACAAACCAAUUAUAA
Molecule: messenger RNA, 2835 nt
Organism: Naegleria gruberi
Lineage: Eukaryota; Heterolobosea; Eutetramitea; Acrasida; Naegleriidae
Exons: 3
Coding region: 1-2835 (944 amino acids)
Biological process (GO): mitotic DNA damage checkpoint signaling; protein phosphorylation
Cellular component (GO): cytoplasm; nucleus
Molecular function (GO): protein serine/threonine kinase activity; ATP binding
Source: RefSeq, a predicted model, not a curated record